AUGUCGCAAGCCUCGACCAUCUGUGAUCUCCCAACCGAAAUCCUACUCAUAAUAGCCCACCAUCUUGAUGCGUUCAGUCUCAUCUGGCUGCAACGUUCCUGCCAGCUCUUUCGUGGAACAAUACCGUCUCCUACUCACCUGGAGUUGAUAGAGGCGGAAACUACUCAAUUCGGGUUUCAGAACGAUUUAUACGCCUGUCGGGAUUGUCUUCGAUUGCGACCCAGAGCAAAAUUUGCGGAUAAUAUGGUGAAAAGGAAAAAGGCCAAGCUGAGACACAAUGCGACAGAAAGGUGGUGUGUUGACUGUGGUCUCAACCCGCGCCCAGGCACCAAUAGAUACACCGUCGGCAAUAUCAUCACCAUUUUGGAGGAAACAUAUGUUAUCUGCUUAGAAUGUCGAGAAUUCAGAGAGGGCGUCUCAGAAAACGGGAAACCAUUAGCUGUGUGCCGAGUCUGUCGGCGAUUUACGAGGGCAAUCGAGGAGCGUGCGGAGGCUGACAGAGCACGGCGAGAAAGGGCCAGACUGCGAGCUGAACAGGCUGAACGAAGAGCCAGAAGACGUGAGGUGUGGGGCUCAGCUUCCGAUAGCGAUGAGAUAAUCCCGCCGAGUCCUACAUGGAGUGAAGAGUAUAUGGAGAUGGUCCAGGCCGAAGCUGCUAUGUACAUGAACAGCCCCGGUGCUGGGUCCGAUUGA
This is a messenger RNA of Penicillium mononematosum, 693 nucleotides long. Its product is annotated as F-box domain protein. Gene Ontology annotation, molecular function: protein binding. The record is from RefSeq and is a predicted model, not a curated record. The transcript has a single exon. NCBI's taxonomy places the organism in Eukaryota, Fungi, Ascomycota, Eurotiomycetes, Eurotiales, Aspergillaceae. Bases 1 to 693 code for a protein of 230 amino acids.